Molecule: messenger RNA, 4149 nt
Organism: Amorphotheca resinae ATCC 22711
Lineage: Eukaryota; Fungi; Ascomycota; Leotiomycetes; Helotiales; Amorphothecaceae
Exons: 2
Coding region: 61-4098 (1345 amino acids)
Biological process (GO): nuclear migration involved in conjugation with cellular fusion; establishment of mitotic spindle orientation
Cellular component (GO): spindle pole body; microtubule associated complex; spindle
Source: RefSeq, a predicted model, not a curated record
CGGCUCGUCGAAAAGCACCAGCACCAGCGGCCACCCGAUGAACGGCCCCUCAUCAACAGCAUGAUGGAGGAUCUCCAGAUCGGGCAAAUCAUCGAGCUCACCGACGGGCGCACCGCGACGGUGCGGUACGUCGGGCAGCCCCAUUUCGCAGCCGGCGACUGGGUCGGGGUCGAGCUGGACGACGACAGCGGGAAGAAUGACGGGAGUGUCCAAGGAGAGCGCUAUUUUGAGUGCGAGAUGGGGAGGGGCAUGUUCGUGAGGCCCGCGGCGGUCACGGUGCUGGAGCAGCCGCCCCCGCCUGCGGUUCUCCCAAAGCAGGUGGUGAAGAAGCAAGCGGUGACCGCCGCGACGAGGCCGAAGAGUAUCGUGGGCGCGGGUAUGGGAAGGAGGAUGAGUACGGUGCCGGAUGUGGGGACGGGGAAGAGGAUGAGCUUGAAUUCGGCGAGUCCGAGUCCGGUGACGAGAUCAAGGCCUUCGAGCUUGAUUCGGCAAUCUCCUACGAAAUCCCCUACGAAACAGCUGUCUGCGGCGCCGUCGAACGCUUCGACUCCCCGCACUGGCACCCCGUCAACGUCGAUUGCGAGAAACCAGUCGGGCACAAUUUCCAAGACACGGCCUGGGGUGGGAACAACAGCUCGAGGGUCGAUGGCCCCGCCGCCCGCCCCGACUACACGCACUUCGAGACCGUCUAUCUCUGGAGGGCUGGCGCCUGGAAACAGGGCUGGUGCUCCAACGAGUAGGGCCGCCAGCAGCCGGGCGCCAGUCGUCUCGAAACCUACGUUUCGUCCACGCGGGGAACGGAUUGGGUCGAUUAGUGGGCAGCUGAGCAGUGGGCAGGCGAGUGAGGGGAGCGCCGGGCACGAAGACUCGGAUGCACUGGCGUCACCUAACAAGAGCGAUGCGGAGGACGCGCUCUCACCAAAAGCCGUGAGUCCGGCAUUGUCGCGGAUAUCUGCUGCGGAUCGUCAACAUGUGUCGCCGAGUUCAGCCAGGAGCUCUCUGGGGCCGCGCACUUCGGGGGUCAGCACAGCGGCCAGUCGCGAGAUCGAGGAGCUGAAGACGAAGCUGCGCAUGAUGGACAAGAAACGACAGGAGGAUCGAGAGAAGUUGAAGGCGCUCGAUAAGAUCCAGGCGGAGAGGGAUAAGUUCGAGGGCAUCAUACAGAAGCUACAGGCGAAAUACCAGCCUCAGCAGCAAGAGAUUACGGAGCUGCGGAAGCAAUUAAAGGAAUCCGCGGCGCGCUUCGAGGAGAUCGAGAACAUACAAGCGGAGCAUGAUGUGGCGCUGGAGAUGGCGACGCUCGACAGAGAGAUGGCUGAAGAGACGGCCGAGGUCCUCAAGACGGAGCUGGAAGCCUUGAAACAGAAGACGGAGGAGCUGGAGCUUGAGGUCGAGGUCCUGCGGGAAGAGAACGCGGAAUUGGGCGGGGAGAUGAGCCCUGAGGAGAAGACGAGUCAGGGAUGGCUACAGAUGGAGAGGAAUAACGAGAGGUUGAGGGAGGCCCUGUUGCGACUGCGUGACAUGACCCAGCAGACUGAAUCAGAACUGAGAGACGAGAUCAAGAGUCUGGAGACCGAUGUCCGUGAGCUGGGCGAUGUGAAGGAGCAGUACGAGACUACGAAGGAGAAGUUGGCUCAGGCGGAAGCCAAUAUUGAAGAUCUGCGUCAGCAACUCGAUAACGCGCUGGGCGCAGAGGACAUGAUCGAGGAGCUGACCGAGCGAAACAUGAGUUUGAACGAGCAGAUCGAGGAGCUGAAGGCUGCGGUCGAAGACCUUGAGAGUCUCAAAGAGCUGAAUGAUGAGUUGGAGAUUAACCACGUCGAGACGGAGAAGGAGAUGCAGGAAGAUAUCGAUUUCAAGGAUAGCGUCAUCGCUGAACAGGCACGCCGAGCGGCCCAACAGGAAGAAGCUAUGGAGGAUAUGGAAUACACGCUGUCCCGGUUCCGGGAGCUGGUGACGAACCUCCAGAGCGAUCUGGAAGAUAUGCGGGCAUCCCACGCCGUCACCGAGACGGAAGCAGAGCAGCUGAACAGCAGAUCGCGAGCGAUGAUGGACCUCAACAUGAAGCUUCAAGUAUCUGCUGCGAAGACCCAAGUCAAGACAAUUGAUCUGGAAUUACGGCGUCUCGAUGCCCAGGAAGCCGCCGAACACCUGGCGAUCGUCCAGUUAUUCCUUCCCGAGGCCUUCCAUACCGAUCGAGAUUCUGUUUUGGCACUGCUCAGAUUCCAACGUGUUGCUUUCAAGGCGAAUCUGGUACAUGGGUUCGUGAAGGAGAGGGUCAACGGAGCCCCUCCCGCUGGCCAUGAAGACGAUAUCUUUGCGGCUUGCGACGUCCUGGAUAAGCUCACGUGGGUCUCCGCUAUGUGCAACCGCUUCGUGAACGCCAUCAGCCACUGCUCGACAGAAGAGUUUGCCAAAUACGAGGGUGCCCUGUACGAGCUCGAGCCGGUCGAGAGAGCGCUCAAUGGCUGGAUCGAUGGUCUUCGGCGAGACGAGCUCAAAGAGAAGCAGUGUGCCACUGAACUCCAGCGGACCAUCGCUCUCAUGUCACAUCUUGCCGAAGUGCACAUCUCGACUGGGUUGUCGAGCUAUGCUGAUGAUAUUCAUAUGCGCACGAUCGUUAUGCAGAGUCAUCUCGAGAAUGCCGCUGCUGCCCUGGCUGCUAUCAAGACCAUGGUCCAAACAAUCGUUCCAAAAGAAGAUGACGAGGAUGAGCUUGCUCAACACUUCGCCCGGAAGACCGAUGCGGUCAUCGCGAAUACUCGCAGCGCCAAAGUCAUCACUGGCAAAGCCGCCCGCGCACUUGAAGAGCUCAAGACGAGAUCCUUGUCGCUCACACCCGAUACCCUCCAGAACUUUGAGGAGUGUGAAGCGUCUACGCAGGAGCUCGCCAGCUUCUCACGGAGUGUCGGGGACGCCCUGUUUACCCUGCUCCAUGAAGAGGGUCGGGCCGAGCCGUUUACGUACUUGGAAGUUCAGAGCACCGUGCAUCGGACUGCGUUCACGCUGUUCGCAUCCAGCGAGUCGGACCUCUUCUCGACGUACUCCAACAAGCUCCGUACCCUGACUACCUCUGUCAUGGACCUAGCAGCCUUGACAGCCGAUCUCGAGAAGACGCAGGAGUUUGAGCCAACGCCAGCACCAUGGGUUCUCCGAGCUCAAGAACUGAAAUCUUCGAAGACGGUGCCCAUCGACACCGAGGAGGAGAUCCGCCGACUCAAAGAUGACAACCAUGAACGUGCGCGCCUCAUCGCGAUGCGCGAUCAGACACUAGAAGAAGCAUCCGUGAAGAUCGAGCUCCUGGAAUCGCGCAUGCGCGACGCCACCAAGAAGAACGAGAAGAUUAACGAGCUGGAGCGGCGGAUCGACGAGGCCAAGAAGCUCGAAGCCUCGCUCACGUCGUCGAUCGAGACGCAGAACAAGGAACUCGCGGCCUUGGAAGCAGACCGCGAGAAAUGGAAGAAGAUCGCCGAAGACACCAAAGCCCUCGGCGCCGUGGCCCCGGGCUCCAAAGCAGGCCAGGAACGCGCCGUCGCCACGGCCCGCGAGAUGGAAGCGCUCCGCUCCGAGAUCUCCUCCCUCCACUCGGCGGUCCGCUACCUGCGUACCGAUAACCAACGGCUCCGGCUCCCCUCCUCCCCCUUCCCAGAAGACGUCUCCUUCCUCUCCGUCCCGCUCCUCAAACCGGCCCCCCGCACGCCCUCCUCCCUCCUCCUCGCCGAAGGCGCCGACGUCCUGAAUGAACUCCUAGCGCUCCCGGGCUCGGCGGCAGCGAAGCUGUUCGAUCUGCGAGAGCUGCCGGCCGAUAGGUUGAAGUGGCGCCCGAAGAACCAGAGUCCGCAAUUCCAUGUCGCGAGACAGAGGGAACAGUUUGAGGUUUGGAGACAGUGGAAGGAGGAUGUGGUGAGGAGGGCGAAGGGGUGUGUGAGGUUGGAGGAGGGGAGGAAGGGAGGGAUGGGGAUUGGGAGAGGACCUGGUGGGAAGAGGGUCGCGAAGGUGGAGAUUGGGAUGGGGAAGGGUGGGAUAGGAGGGGGAGAGGUGGAGAUCGUGAGUCCCGGGGAGUGGGAGGGGUUUAGGGAGGGGUUGGGGUUCGUGUAGAGAUAAUAGGGGGUAAUGGAUGAAGAGACGGUAAUGAAUGAAGAGAUGGAG